AUGUUCCACUUCAAGAUUGGCGGUUUCAGGUUAUCAAAUCUGCAUGUCAGUAAUUUACUAGCUAUAUUACUUGACCGUAUUCAAGAGUUUUCACCAUAUGUUCAGAAAAAAGAUUAUUUCAAAACAUGUCCCGCACAUCUGCCCGACAGCAGCGACGAAUUGGGAUCUAGAACAUCAAGCGAAUGUCGUUCGAAAGGAUCCAAAUUGAUCAUUAGUAGUCCAACAACAACAUCACACCCAUGUCUCAAUCUUCUUCUCUCCGGUUCUCAAGCGCCGACUCAGCAGACUGACGAUAAUGCUAAAUUAACUAGUCAUUACAAUCGAGGAUUUGGAGCUAGUGCUCUCUUGGCUUCUUUAAAUGCAACUGGUCACCAGCAUCAAACGGAUACUCAUCCAACUAGACUUUUCCAACCAACUGUAGAAUCACAACAAAUAUCACAACUAGCUGAAAGAAACUAUCAGCAAAGGAAUUUGGAUUUUACCAAUUGUAGCCCAUCACUUCUAGCUACAAACUCUGUAAUUAAUCAAAACUCUGCAGAUAACAAUCGGAGUUCUGUGUACGUUUUAUCUACGUCUAACAGAGCACCUAAUCAAUCACUGCCUAUGCAUUUUUCUUAUCGUAAUUUACCACAUGGUUCAACAAAGCAUAUACAGUCUAAACGCAGCAGUUUUGACGAUGGCAUAUCUUCAAAUACUCAAGUCAAAUCUAAUUCAGAACUAAGUAUGCUUGAGAUGGAAUCUAUUGAGUCACCAACUCCUUCUGAUAUGAAUUCUCCAGUUGAAUCUUGUUUUGCAAAUAUAAUGGAAGAUCAAGGAAGUGAUAGCUUUGAUUUGAAUAAUAUUACACCGUCUAUAAAUCUUUCAUCAUCUGUUGGCAUUUCCGAUUCAACAAGUGAUUUUCCGCACCAAACACCGAAUUCCUCCGAACGUUUACAACAGACUACGUCAACUUCAACAACAGCAAAAACAAUGCUACAAACUGGGAAUAAACUGGAUUCUUUAGUACAAAUCAGUCCUGUAGAUGUGAAUUCUUUCUUUCUUAAAGAAAGUACCAAAGCGAAUCGAGACGAUACUGGUAUGACAGUGUCUUCAUCAUGUCCAGCUAAUGUACCAGAUGAUUUAUGUAUGACAGAUAACAGUACUAGUCCAUUACAAUCAGGAUCAAGAGCACCUCAAUCGGUGCUUAGUGAAAGCGGUAGCAGUCCAUUAGGUGGUUUAAAUAGUACACCGGAAGGCACUAGUCUUCCUGUAAGUCAUGGUCCUCUAAGUAUUGGAAAUAUAUCUUCACCAACUAGUGGUCGAAAUGUAGAUGAUCAACGAGUAGCCUGGAUGAGAGAUCGAUCGAAAAAAGAUAGUCAUAAUCGAAUUGAACGUAAACGACGCGAUUAUAUUAACUGUCAAAUUGCGGAACUUGGAAGUUUAUUACCUGAGGAUAUGUUCAGAGAUGGUGAUGGUAAAAAGAAUAAAGGGAAUAUACUUAAGAAUUCAGUGGAAUUUAUUUGUUUAUUACGCUCGGAACUGGCACAAAUACCGGAAGUUCGAAGAGAAACUAGUUUAGCUGCAAAAGUUAUUGGACAAUUAGUUAAACGUAUUCAAGAAUUAGAAUCAGUUACCAAUGUUGCAUCUCUUCAAACUCCACAUUCAAAUCGAAAUAAUUCAGAUUAUCAAAAUCUCUAUCAAGAAUGGAGUAUGUUGCAUGAAAAUAAUUUAUUACAUUCUAUGCCUUUAUGUUCAACUAAUUCACCAAUUACAAGAUGUUCAUUUCCACAGUCUACAACAGCUGGCGGCGGUUCAUCACCUGGUCUAUCUUCUGUUGGUACAGAUGAAAUGAAUAGUAGUGAUACGAAAGUUGUUUUUUCAAGUAAGUUAGUAAUAUUAGUAUUAUCGUCAUAA
This is a messenger RNA of Schistosoma turkestanicum, 1893 nucleotides long. The record is from the annotation of a GenBank genome assembly. Lineage: Eukaryota; Metazoa; Platyhelminthes; Trematoda; Strigeidida; Schistosomatidae.